AUGCAAGACGUAAAUUCAUCAGAAAACACCCACGGAUCAUAUGAAAAGGCCAAUCCCUAUAAAUACGGAUGCAUCAUGUACAUGCAUUUAGCAAAUUACGGGGCGACCCAGAUUUCAUUGGUGGUUGGCAUGAGUCUGUCAACUGUCAAGUACAUCAUUAAGAGAGUGGACGAGACAGGAUCGCCCGAGCCAAGAAAAGGGUCCGGACGACCUAGAAAGAUUGACGAGAGGACAGAAAGACACCUUGUUCAAAUAGUUCUGUUUAUUGAUGGUGAUUUUAUUAAAGUCAAGUAUUUCAACUCUGAUUCAAAAGUUUUUUCUUGUCUUGAAAUAUAUAAGCAUGAGGGAAUGAUCAGUUCAUGCAUAGAGAUGAUAGUACUAAAUACUGUCCUGUUUUUGUACAAGUUAGUAGAAAUAUUCCAGGAUGAAGAUGUUCUGAUUAAUACUCAGAUAAAUGAUUGCCAAGACUCCAGUUGUACCAAUUUUCGAUCCAAAAUGAUAUAA
Phycomyces blakesleeanus NRRL 1555(-) is the source of this 504-nucleotide messenger RNA. RefSeq names its product Homeodomain-like DNA binding domain-containing transcription factor. The coding region runs from base 1 to 504 and encodes 167 amino acids. The record is from RefSeq and is a predicted model, not a curated record. NCBI's taxonomy places the organism in Eukaryota, Fungi, Mucoromycota, Mucoromycetes, Mucorales, Phycomycetaceae. The transcript is spliced from 3 exons.